Molecule: messenger RNA, 924 nt
Organism: Neltuma alba
Lineage: Eukaryota; Viridiplantae; Streptophyta; Magnoliopsida; Fabales; Fabaceae
Exons: 2
Coding region: 1-924 (307 amino acids)
Source: RefSeq, a predicted model, not a curated record
AUGUCUGAUUCAACGGAGGGUUGGGGCGAGGGUUGGGAGGAUGAUUGGGGAGAUGAAUUGUCUCAAUUAGUUCCCGCUUUACAUGAACAGACAACACAAUUAUCAGAGCUAAGUGUGUUAAUGGGUCAGUAUGUGACACCUUUUCUGUGCAAACAGCCAUGUAGAACUAGUGAACAGACUGGUUAUUUGUGGGUUCAAGAACUUUUAGACGGGCAUGAAGGACGGUCUAAGGAUAUGUUUCGAAUGGACAUAGAGACAUUUCAUCAGUUAUGUUCUAAAUUGGUUGAACAUGGGUUACAAAAUACUAAGUACAUAGGUGUCCAUGAAUCUGUUGCCAUGUUCUUGAAUACAAUUGCGCAUGGUCAGUGUAAUAGGAUGAUUCAGGAAAGGUUUCAGCGUUCAGGAGAAACUGUCAGUCGGCAUUUUCAUAGAGUGUUGGCUGCUUGCCUCAAUUUAUCUCGAGAAAAUAUCAGGCCAACUGAUCCUACAUUUUCCUAUUGUCACCCAAAAAUAGCAAAUGAUCCACGAUACUUUCCAUUUUUUAGGGAUGCAAUCGGAGCAAUUGAUGGUACCCACAUACAUUGUACGGUUAGUCAAGCUAGGCAAGACAAAUAUAUCAAUAGGAAGGGAUUUCCUAGUCAAAAUGUCAUGGCCGUAUGUGAUUGGAAUAUGUGCUUCACAUUCGUGUUGGCGGGCUGGGAAGGUAGUGCACAUGAUGCUCGUGUCUUUCAUUCUGCUAUCUCAACUCCAUCCAUGAAUUUCCCUCAUCCACCUGAAGAAGCUGAACAUGGAAGUGUAAUAGAUGAAGACAAUAAUCAUGCAGCUGGUGAGGCAUCCUCGUCAAGUUUAACAUCUGCCGCACAAAUGAAUCGUGUUCGUGACUCAAUUAGGGACCAAAUUGUGCAAAGCUUACUAUCUAAUUAG